Leishmania mexicana MHOM/GT/2001/U1103 is the source of this 2226-nucleotide messenger RNA. RefSeq lists its product as hypothetical. Gene Ontology annotation, molecular function: pseudouridine synthase activity; RNA binding. Gene Ontology annotation, biological process: pseudouridine synthesis. The record is from RefSeq and is a predicted model, not a curated record. The coding region runs from base 1 to 2226 and encodes 741 amino acids. Lineage: Eukaryota; Euglenozoa; Kinetoplastea; Trypanosomatida; Trypanosomatidae. The transcript has a single exon.
AUGCAUCAGGUGCGCGGCCUCGUGCGACAUGCGGGACGCAAAGUCUUGCGCGCUCUCGAGGCUCGGCAAACGACUACGUUACCUCAAGCGUGCGUGUGUCGUGUGGAGCUGGUGGACGUGAAUGGUGAGCGCCGAACCGUGACGCUGCUUCAUCCCGGCACUUUGCUCAAGAUGGUGAACGACAUGACUCCCUCAGAGGCUCUGCGUGUACUCGAAGAUGUAGCGCAGCAAUUCGUCACUCCGGCUCAAACGACCUCUGAUGGCGCAACAUCAUCAGCCAAAAUCGACGAAGGGGCGUCAAGAAACGUGCUUGGCGAAGAGCAUGCCGUACCGCAGCUGUACGUGAAGAAUGAAGUGCACGACACCUGCACCGAGGUGCAGCGGCGACAGUGCCGUUUUAUUGCCAAGGUGCGCGGCCGCUUCUUGUCCUCCGACCCUGCCGCGGUUGAAGGCGCCUUGCAUGGGUGGCUGCAGAAGUCUCCAGAGGACCUGGACGACGUGGAGGCAUCAGAGUACAACGGAAUGGUGGAGUCGCUGGCGGCGACUGACGCGACUGCUGCCAUCGCACUCGCCAUCAACCCCUCUCUUCCAAGUCUUUCUGCAGCUGCCAGUGCAGCUCUAGCGUCACUGGUUCAGCUGCAGACCCCGGCUGCCGUUCACGCCUUUCUGGAGUCCUUCGCGGGCAAAGACGAAUCGGCAGCGUCGGCGUCGGACUCCUGUGCCACCCAGCUCGCGCUGCGCCUGCGCCGCGAGCUGGACAAGGCGCAGUCCAAUGGAAGUCGGCCGGCGUUGUCGUCUGCUGGCGUGACGGCACAAGGAACGGGGCAUGGGAUGGACACCUUACUGCGUGAAGCUACGCACUUCUCCAUCGACCCCGGUGUCGUUUUCCCAGCCGAGCCGGCAUCCAUUCAAACGUGGGCGAACCAAUUUGUCAGCCCCGACAUGCUGCCUGUGAACCGUGCCGCAGCUGUGCUCAAGCAAGUGCGCCAGCGACGUCUGCAGCCGCGACGUGUCACGAUGGAUUCACUGAGUGUGUGGACGCUGACAGAUCUUGAGCGCCCGUGGCUCCGGUUUGCGCUCGAGUCGUCUGCGCAGGGGCAGAGUGCGAGGGGCGACACCUACGUUAGCGCGGCCUAUCAGCUUUCCCUGAAAGAUGCGAAGCGGAACUUGGUGGACAACCGCUUACUGCACACCUACGCCAACGCUCUCGCACGCGGCGACAUAUCGCCACUGGAUGACUCCUUCGCCGCGUACUUGGAGGAGUGUGGCGAGUGUCACGGCACCGUCACUUCCGAGCGCCCCUCCAUCAUCCGCUUUACCUUGCCGUGCGUUCCAGAUGGCGUCCCACUGCUGCGUGCACUGCACGAUCUUGCCCCGAAGUGCUCCUACUGGCGCACCCUUCUCGAUCACCUCGCAGACAGCUGUGUGCGUGCCUCGACGGCACCGAUGGGUGAGGUCAAGGUAGAGGUACAACUGCCCUGCGUUCACGAAUGUGUGGCAGCGGCGGCGGCGGCGGAAGUGAACCUGCCGACCAUACCAGUGCUUUACGAGGAUGACGAUGUUCUUGUUGUUGACAAACCUGCGGGACUGGCGACGUCACGCCAUGGACUGAGUUGCACGCAGCUCGGGACGCCAACGACUGACCUCAUUUCCGUGUUGCUAGCCAGAGAUCGCGCCGGCGCGCUUGCGAGGGGCGUCUUUCGUCAAGGGCAGGUGCAUCGCCUCGAUGCGGAGACGAGCGGGUGUCUGCUCAUCGCCAAGUCUGACGUGGCGGCAGACUCGCUGCGGCACCAACUCGGUACGAGUGCAGCCUUCUCGCACCACAGCAAAAUAUACCACGCUCUCUGUGUGGUGUUGGAGCCAUCGCUACGCAAUGUGCGACUGCAUGAUGACAUCAUCGACGCUGCAGACCCGAAGAUCAGGACCCGCUACCGAGUUAUUCGUUUUUUCCCAAAGCACAGGGUGGCGUGGGUGGAGUGCCGCAUUCAGCAAGGCAAGAAACACCAGAUCCGCCGUCAUCUGGCAAGCCGUGGCUUCCCCAUCCUCGCCGAUCUGGAGCACGGCGGGGCGGUGUGCUGUCAGUCAAUGAUAAGUCGGGUCGCCCUACACGCGCACAGCCUCUCCUUCAUCCACCCCGUUACGGCGGACCCCAUUAUUGCCGCAGCACCUCUGCCCGCAGACUUUCGACGUUGCCUCUCGCUACUGCGCGACACAGGCGUAGAGUAA